UCGAAUAAAGUUGAUGUUCUUCUUCAGGUGCAAAUCGAAGCUCUAUCAGAUCUUUCAAUUUAUAUGUAUGGUGUCAUCUCGUUUUCCGAUUAAUUUUCUGUGUAAUGUUUAUGGCGUCCACCGAGCAAUUGAUGGGGGGCGGCGGCGGGGGGCCGAAGUACGUGCAGAUGCAGACGGAGGUGCAGGCGCAAUCAGAGUUGUUGUCGUCGAUGACACCGUCCUCGGCUCAUCAGAGGAAUUCCUCCGCCUUCGAGCCUGCUCGGAUUUUUGAUGAGUUGCCCAACGCUGUAAUAAUCCAAGUUUCGCGCCCUGAUGCCGGCGAUAUUAGCCCCAUGCAACUGACUUACACGAUUCAAUGCCGGUAUAAAGAGUUCAAGUGGCAACUUGUGAAGAAAGCUUCACAAGUUUUUUAUUUACACUUUGCUUUGAAGAGGCGAAAAUUCAUUGAGGAGAUACAUGAGAAACAGGAGCAGGUUAGAGAAUGGCUUCAAAAUUUAGGAAUAGUGGACCACACGACAGUUUUACAGGAUGAAGAAGAACCUGAUGAUGAAGCAGUUUUUCCGCGCAAUGAUGAGAGUUCUAAAAACAGAGACGUUCCAUCUAGUGCUGCAUUUUCGCUCAUACGGCCAGCGCUUGGAAGACAGUAUUCAAUGUCUGACCGAGCAAAGGGAGCUAUGCAAGGAUACUUGAAGCAGUUUCUCACCAAUAUAGACAUUGUAAAUUCCGAAGAGGUUUGCAGGUUUCUGGAAGUUUCAACUUUAUCCUUUUUACCAGAGUAUGGUCCUAAGCUAAAGGAAGAUUAUGUUAUGGUGAACCAUUUACCAACGAUUCUCAACGAUGCUGAUGAUAGAAAAUGUUGCUCAUGUCAAUGGUUCAGCUGUUGUAGAGAUAACUGGCAAAAGGUUUGGGCUGUAUUGAAACCUGGAUUUUUGGCCAUUCUUAAAGACCCUUUUGAUCCAAAGCCUUUAGAUAUAAUUGUAUUUGAUGUUCUUCCAGCCUCCGACAGAAAUGGAGAUGGCCAAGUACCCUUGGCUAAAGAAGUGAGUGAUCACAAUCCUUUGCGGCAUUAUUUCAGGGUGACUUCUGGUACUCGUAGUGUAAUGCUCAGAGCCAAAAGUGAUGAAAAAGCAAAAAAUUGGGUUGCUGCAAUCAAUGAUGCUGGUCUUCGACCACCUGAAGGUUGGUGUCAUUCUCAUCGAUUUGGCUCUUUUGCUCCUCCCCGAGGUUUAACUGAAGAUGGUAGUGAGGCUCAAUGGUUUGUGGAUGGUUGUGCUGCAUUUGAAGCUAUUGCUUUGGCCAUUGAGGAAGCCAAGUCAGAGAUAUUUAUAUGUGGGUGGUGGGUAUGCCCAGAACUAUACAUGCAGCGUCCAUUUCAGGAACAUAAAUCCUUUCGUCUUGAUUAUUUGCUGGAAUCUAAAGCCAAGCAAGGUGUUCAGGUAUAUGUUCUUCUGUACAAAGAGGUUGCCCUAGCUCUCAAAAUUAAUAGUGUCUAUAGCAAAAGAAGGCUUCUAGGCAUCCAUGAAAAUAUCAGAGUGCUUCGCUAUCCUGACCACUUUUCUACAGGCGUCUAUCUAUGGUCUCACCACGAAAAAAUUGUUAUUGUGGAUCAUCAAAUAUGUUUUAUUGGAGGGCUCGAUCUGUGCUUUGGUCGUUAUGAUUCUCCUGAGCACAAAGUGGGUGAUCAUCCAUCUCGAAUAUGGCCAGGCAAGGAUUAUUACAAUCCGAGGGAAUCAGAACCCAAUUCAUGGGAGGACACAAUGAAGGAUGAGUUAGAUCGACUGAAAUAUCCUCGCAUGCCUUGGCAUGAUGUUCAUUGUGCCCUUUGGGGGGCCCCUUGCCGUGAUGUGGCUCGGCAUUUUGUGCAGAGAUGGAACUAUGCAAAGAGAAGUAAGGCUCCAAACGAACAUACAAUUCCGCUGCUAUUGCCUCAGCAUCACAUGGUUAUUCCUCAUUAUUUGGGAAAAAGCAGAGAGAUAGAAAUUUCUGGUAACAAUGAUUAUAGCAAUCAUAAUGACAUUACAAGAAGUGGCUCUCUGCACUGUUCCUCAUCAUUCCAAGACGUCCCUUUGCUGAUGCCUCAAGAUGCCGAUUGUCCUGAUUCAGCAAAGAUAGUCCCAAAAGUAAAUGUAUCAAGCCCAUUGCAUGAUCUUCAGGAUCAAUCAGGACGAUCUAGCAAGAGUUCUUUCUUUUUCAAUAAAAGCAAAAAUGACCCAUUGAUCCAAGAUAUGCCCAUGAGGGAUUUUGGGGAUGAUCCUGACACCUUGGAUUCUUCUAGUGAGUUUUCUUCCCAUGUGAUGCAUCCUGAUUUCGAAGUUCCCGAAAAGGAAUGGAUGGAAACACAGGAGCAAGGUGCUGAAGUUGUUUCUUCUGAUGAAGUUGGGCAAGUUGGUCCUCGUGUUUCUUGUCACUGUCAGAUUAUACGGAGUGUUAGCCAGUGGUCAGCAGGCACAAGCCAGACUGAAGAAAGUAUUCACAAUGCAUAUUGUUCACUCAUCGAUAAAGCAGAGCAUUAUGUCUACAUUGAGAAUCAGUUCUUCAUCUCUGGUUUAUCAGGUGAUGAGAUGAUUCAGAAUCGUGUUUUAGAUGCAUUGUGUAGGCGUAUUAUGCGAGCACACAAUGAAAACAAGUGUUUCAGGGUUAUUAUUGUCAUACCUCUUCUACCAGGUUUCCAGGGAGGUGUCGAUGAUUCUGGUGCUGCAUCUGUGAGAGCCAUUAUGCACUGGCAAUAUCGGACAAUAAGCAGAGGACCUAAUUCAAUACUUCAUAAACUCCAAAACCUUGUUGGCCCCAGAAUGCAUGAUUAUAUAUCCUUUUAUGGUCUCAGAGCUUAUGGUCCACUUUUUGAUGGGGGCCCUGUUGCCACUAGUCAGGUGUAUGUUCAUAGCAAGAUCAUGAUUAUCGAUGACCGUACAACAUUGGUCGGCUCUGCUAAUGUUAAUGACAGAAGUUUGCUUGGAUCCAGAGAUUCUGAGAUUGGAGCAGUGAUUGAGGACAAAGAAUUUGUCGAUUCGGUGAUAGAUGGGAAGCCUUGGAAAGCUGGGAAAUUUGCGUUGAGUCUUCGACUUUCUCUGUGGUCUGAACACCUCGGCCUUCAUCCCAGAGAGGUCAAUCAAAUUGAAGACCCUGUGAUUGAUUCAACCUACAAGGAUUUGUGGAUGGCAACAGCAAAGACAAAUACCAUGAUCUAUCAAGAUGUCUUUGCCUGUAUUCCGAACGAUCUAAUACAUACACGGGCGUCGCUUCGACAAUGCAUGAGCUUGAGGAGGGAAAAGCUCAGCCACACAACUACCGAUUUAUGCAUAGCCCCAAACAAGCUGGAAACCUUCCAAAACGGAGAAGUCUCCGGCGCAGACCCUGCGGAAAGGUUAGAAUCCAUAAAUGGACAUCUUGUUUCGUUCCCUCUCGACUUCAUGUGCAAGGAAGAUUUACGACCCGUGUUCAAGGAAAGCGAAUACUAUGCAUCCUCUCAAGUCUUCCAUUGAUGAUUUCGAUCCAUCCGAACCGCCAUCGACAGAUGAAAUCAGUAGAGGUAAAAAUGGUUAAAUCUUGUUUCAUUUAUUUUUAAGGUUGUAGGCUGUGUAGUAAAUAAAAAUGAUCGAUAUAUUUGGUUCUUAUGUUUUUUUGAAGAUGCAAUAGGCAAAAAUAACAAAUAAACCUUGUAAUAGUAGUAGUAGUAUCUUAUCGAAUCUUUGGGACUUAGACAA
Molecule: messenger RNA, 3704 nt
Organism: Andrographis paniculata
Lineage: Eukaryota; Viridiplantae; Streptophyta; Magnoliopsida; Lamiales; Acanthaceae
Product: phospholipase D zeta 1-like
Exons: 20
Coding region: 105-3482 (1125 amino acids)
Biological process (GO): phospholipid catabolic process; intracellular signal transduction; phosphatidic acid biosynthetic process
Cellular component (GO): plasma membrane
Molecular function (GO): D-type glycerophospholipase activity
Source: RefSeq, a predicted model, not a curated record